This is a messenger RNA of Folsomia candida, 1305 nucleotides long. RefSeq lists its product as uncharacterized. NCBI's taxonomy places the organism in Eukaryota, Metazoa, Arthropoda, Collembola, Entomobryomorpha, Isotomidae. The record is from RefSeq and is a predicted model, not a curated record. Bases 682 to 1245 code for a protein of 187 amino acids. The transcript is spliced from 7 exons.
GAAGUUACAUAAGAUACGCUUGUCACAAAAUGUGGAGGUCUGGCAUCGUCCUGGCAUCUUUUUUAAUUCUUCCUACUGUGGUGUCAAUUUACUCGAAAAAUCGGCUAAAAAACGUCUCAAAUCUUGGAAUUUCUACUAACUCAACCCUGAGAAAAGUUAGAUCACAGGAGAGACCUGAAUCGAAACUUCCUGAUUAUCGCUACAAGGAGGAGCUAUCAAGAGAACUCGAUAAAAACCUUAUCGCUUUUAUCCAGAAUAUAAUUCCUUCAAUUAAACCCAAAGUGAAUUGGAUGGCAGACUCCAUCAGCGAUGCCGUAGGCGUAACACAAGCCAAACUCCUGCAAACUAUGGCAAAUACAAAUAACACUAUUCGCGUGGUGGAGACAUUUUUUAAUAAAAUGUACCAAGCAUUGGUCGUCAAUGAAAAUGAUGGGAAUGUUGCUUUAUUAGAGCCGUCGAGAACUAGGAGACAAAGGCCAGUCCUGGUACGAAAGAACAAAUAUCGCAGCAAUGAGGUUAACCGCAAUUAUUUGCUCAAGAGCAAUAAUAAAUACUACAUUUUUCCUGCUGCUCAUGAGUUUCAUCCGUUCAAGUUUUAGUUGAUCAUUGCUGUAAAUGGUGUAAUCACUAAUUUGUUAACUGUUUAAAAUUUAAUAAAAUAAUUCAUCAAUGUCAUAAUUUAUGGAAGCCAGGCUUAUUCGUUGGAAGACGGUUCUAGUAUCACGUCAAUUGGAAAUAUUCACGUACAUCAACCUUAUUUGGUCGCUUUUGGAGUUUUCUAUUAUUUUCACUAACUAUCCUUGGAUUAGCCUAGGCUUCCUUUCCCGAUUUUUUAUGUCAUGGAUUCUGAUUUGGGCUCACAGAAAGAAACACGCAACCGCAUGCAAAAUAUGGUGCAUAUUUGAAGCGGUUAUGAUAGUCAUCAUACUAACACUCGGACUUUGCAAAGUGAUAAAAUUUACGAAAGUUGCCAGCGAUAAGGACGCCUUUACAAAUGGAAAAAUGUUCUCAAUUUCGAAACCAAGACUUAAUACUCCUGCACCAUCGCCGUCAAUGAUGAGGACUGAAAACGAACAUAGACUCAAUAAUUACAUUUGCGAGAAUGAUGAGUCACAGGUUUAUAGUGAUAAAUGUCCACUAAACAAUAUUAUCGACGAAAAUGAGUGCAGACCAAAACUAACUCUUUCCGGCUCUGAGGUUCAGUACUCAAUCAUUUAUACGCAACCGUUUAUUCAUACCAAAUGACCAAGUGUGAAAAGUUUGAUAAUAAAAUAAACAUUUUGUGUUUCUCUGCAUCAUACAUAA